Messenger RNA from Argentina anserina (silverweed cinquefoil), 1581 nucleotides. RefSeq lists its product as uncharacterized. The transcript is spliced from 3 exons. The record is from RefSeq and is a predicted model, not a curated record. Lineage: Eukaryota; Viridiplantae; Streptophyta; Magnoliopsida; Rosales; Rosaceae. Bases 1 to 1581 code for a protein of 526 amino acids.
AUGGGAAUUAGGAAUUAUUUGUUGCAGUGGCUUGGCAGCAGGCACAAGCACAACCCGACACAGAAUUGGUUAAAUCACGGUGGAGAUUUGUUUAACAGAAGAUAUGCAAAGAAUGAGACCAAGAUAGGCCCUAAAACAGCUUCCAAACUCCGUCUGAAGUGGAAGUUCUAUGCAGGAAAAGACAUAACUGCAACACCGGCUAUCUAUGAUGAUACUCUUUAUUUCCCAAGCUGGAAUGGAAACAUCUACGCCGUUAAAGCAUUUGAUGGGUCACUAGUUUGGAUGCAAAACUUGGGAACCCUAACUGGGCUUAACGGAACCGGUUUGAUUAACAAUAUCAACUGGACAGUCGCAAGAUCAACCCCAACAAUCGCUGGGGAUGAUCUCUUAAUAAUUGGAAUAUACGGUCCAGCACUAGUAAUUGCCGUGAAACGAUCAACGGGAGAGCUAGUAUGGUCAACCUCACUUGAUCAGCAUUGGGCAGGUUUAACAACCAUGUCCGGAACUUACUACAAAGGGUAUAUUUACAUUGGAACGUCGUCACUAGAUUAUGCUAGGAGCCCGGCUGAAGAAUGUUGCACCUUCCGCGGCAGCUUCGCCAAACUAAAUGCAGAAACCGGCGCCGUUUUAUGGCAAACGUUCAUGCUGCCGGAUAAUCACGGGCAGUUGGGACAAUAUUCCGGAGCAUCUGUUUGGGGUAGUAGUCCAUCCAUUGACGUCCACCGCAAACAUGUAUAUAUUGGUACAGGGAACUUAUACUCGGUCCCGGAAAAUGUAAGCCAAUGUCAAGAAAAUCAAAAUAAUAACACAACAGUUCCCUCUCAGCCAGAUGCGUGUAUCGAGCCGGAAAAUCAUGGAAACUCGAUGCUAGCCCUUGAUUUGGACACCGGAAAAAUCCAAUGGUACCGUCACCUAGGUGGAUACGACGUAUGGUUUCUGGAGUGUUUAUAUAAUCCUUCAACAUGCCCCACCGGACCAAAUUUGGAUGCUGAUUUUGGCGAAGCUCCAAUGAUGCUAAGUCCAUAUGUGAACGGAACCAAGCGAGAUGUAGUUGUUGCUGUUCAGAAAAGUGGCGUUGCUUGGGCUCUGGAUCGGAAUAACGGCAGCCUUGUUUGGUCUACGGAAGCAGGGCCUGGCGGAAUUGCUGGAGGAGGAACUUGGGGAGCAGCCACUGACAAGAAAAGAGUGUACACCAACAUUGCCAAUUCUGAAAGGAAGAACUUCACCCUAAGGCCAUCAAACAACAUAACAACUUCUGGUGGAUGGGUGGCGAUGGAUCCUCGAAAUGGCAAGAUCCUUUGGUCAACGGCGGAUCCUGGCAAUGCAACAGCUAACGGCCCAGUUAGCGUGGCUAAUGAUGUCUUAUUCGCCGGAUCAACAAAUCCACUAGGGCCAAUCUAUGCGAUGAACGCCAAAACCGGUGAAAUUUUGUGGUCUUACAAUACAGGAGCAACCGUGUACGGUGGCAUGUCCAUAAGCAAUGGGUGCAUUUACGUUGGCAAUGGAUAUGCGGUUAACGUUGGAGCUGUAAAUCCAUUUACAGGAGGCAAAUUGAUGUUGGCUUUCUGUGUUAUAUAUUAA